Messenger RNA from Colletotrichum aenigma, 1197 nucleotides. It is a transcript of the gene Zan-1, whose product is annotated as Zonadhesin. The coding region runs from base 1 to 1197 and encodes 398 amino acids. The record is from RefSeq and is a predicted model, not a curated record. NCBI's taxonomy places the organism in Eukaryota, Fungi, Ascomycota, Sordariomycetes, Glomerellales, Glomerellaceae. The transcript is spliced from 4 exons.
AUGAAGUACACUUCUGCCCUCCUGGCCUUGGCUGCCACCGCCAUCGCCACCGGCGACGACCAUGACCAUGACCACGGCAAGGACAAGACGAAGACGAUCACGACGGUGACCGAGACAACAAUUACAACUUUGUGUCCUACGACCAAGACCCACUACGGUCCCGGAACUACAUACUAUGAAACCGAGACCGUGACUUCAACCAUCGUCACAAAGGUCCCGACUGUGAUCAUCGAGACCGUACCCGGCCCUACCGACUACGCCACCGAGACCGACGUUGAUUACGUUACAAUAACUUCUCUUUGUCCAGUUACAAAAACGAUCACCGAGGAGGGACAAACUCACACCAUCACCACGACUGAGCUCUCGACAAUUGUUACGAAGAUCCCUACCAAGGUCUACGAGACUGUUCCCGGUCCUACUGCCGUCGUCACCGCCACUGACAAGGAAUUAACUACAAUAACCUCUUACUGUCCAAUCACCAAGACCAUCACUGAGGAAGGACACACUUACACCAUCACCACCACCGAGCUCUCCACGAUCGUCACCGAGGUUCCUACCAAGGUCUACGAGACUGAGAAGCUUCCUGACGUGACCAAGACCGCUCACGAAAUUGACUACACCACAAUAACUAGCUUGUGUCCAGUGACUGAGACCAAGGUUAUUGAUGGGCACACCCAGACGAUCGUCUACACUACCACGAGCACCAUUGUGACCAAGGCUCAGACCACGGUCGACGUCUACACCACUCUCAAGACGACCAAGCAUGUUGAGACCGAGGUGUACGAGACAAUCACCAAGCCCGAGACCACCUACAAGACCAUUGAGCACGGCGAGACCAUCUGGGUGACCAGCACGGACACCAAGAAGAUCUACGUCACGGCCGUGAAGACCAUCACUGAAGUCUAUCCCGAGACCAAGACGAAGCACGUUGAUGUCACGAUUCCCGUCACAGUCGGCGGCGAGUCCGUUGUCACUCAAAAGUCCUGGGUCUAUGUCACUGUCUCCGGCACUGUCCACCAGACUCUGACUCAGGCCCCCUCAACUGUCGUCGUUCCGACCACCAGCGCCGUCACCCUUCCAGGAACUACCGUCGCGUCUACUGCGCCCGUGGUUGUUCCGACGGCUGCUGCCAACGCCCAGAAGGCCCCCGCCGCGGCCUUCUUGGCUGGUCUCUUCGGCGCCGUUGCUCUGCUCUGA